Drosophila elegans is the source of this 741-nucleotide messenger RNA. RefSeq lists its product as uncharacterized. NCBI's taxonomy places the organism in Eukaryota, Metazoa, Arthropoda, Insecta, Diptera, Drosophilidae. The coding region runs from base 43 to 696 and encodes 217 amino acids. The transcript is spliced from 2 exons. The record is from RefSeq and is a predicted model, not a curated record.
UCGAUCAGCAAACAUUCGCCAGUGAAACCAUCCACCAGCAACAUGAAAGUGAUCAGCCUGUGCCUUCUGGUUGUGGCCUCGGCCAGCUUCAUCCUGACCACCGCCAACGCCAAUGCUGUGGGAAACUUCGAGGACUUCGAGGCCUUCACCGAUGUCGAGCUUGAGGAGCUGAUCGCCGAGGAGAUGCUGGACCAGGAGAACGACUUCAUGGACGUCGAGCAGCAUGGCUUCGUCAGCGGCUGCCGUAAGGUUUUGUGGGCUGGCUUCAAGGGCAUCAACGGCACCAAGUGCAUCGUCGAGGAGGUGGCCGAGGUGCUGCUGACCUGCACCAGGUACGUGGACGCCGUCACUUCCUGCACCGGCGCCAUUCCCCAGGACGUCCAGGCCAUGUUGGCGACUGUCAAGAAGAUGAUCGGCACCGGCAACCAGAUCAUCAACUUGAAGUCCCAGCUCUGCGCCAGCAACUCCACCUCCACCAGGGGCGCCGUGUCCUCCACCAAGAACUUCUUCCACUGCACCUUCAAGACCUUCUGCGCCACCAUGUCCAUGGUGCGUAGCAUGAACGUGGUGAUCAAGCAGGCCAGCCGCCUGCCCCCCAAAACCGCCGCCUGCUACGUCUCGGCCACCAAGGACGUGGUCGCUGGCUGCAACGCGUUCGUACCCAACAUCAACACCUGCAUCGCCCACAUGACGUAAGCGGGUGUCCACAGGUUGGCAAUAAAAUAUGAGAUUAUGAGCAAA